Molecule: messenger RNA, 3270 nt
Organism: Seriola aureovittata
Lineage: Eukaryota; Metazoa; Chordata; Actinopteri; Carangiformes; Carangidae
Gene: tmem110l
Product: transmembrane protein 110, like
Exons: 8
Coding region: 288-1205 (305 amino acids)
Cellular component (GO): membrane
Source: RefSeq, a predicted model, not a curated record
CGUAAGUGUUGUUCGUUGUCAUAAACAUGGAUGUGAGUCAGAAAAUCGAUCGUCUUGUUUGUUCUUCCAUCACGACAUGUAGCGUCAGCUUCUGGAAACACUGAAGGGGAAACUUAAACUUGAGUCGUUCGCCAGAAAAUUUAAAAAACAAAACAAAAAAAAACCCCGCGGUUUGUUUUUCCUCGACUGAAGAAGAGCUAAAGAUAAACCCACCGAGGAAGUGCUCCUUUUGUCUCCAACGGCUCUUCUUGUUGUUGUUGUUGUUGUUUUUCUUUUACCGUGUCAACAUGGACAUGUACGGAUACAGCGGGGUCUUCUUGGUGAAACGGUUCCUGGAUAACUCUCCAUUUGAAAUCACAAACAUGUCCGACAUCAACAAGGCGAAUCCGCACGGCUGCGAUAACGGAGCUCUGACGGACCGGUUCGGCGUCUUGAUCCAGGGACUCCUGGCCAUCGUCGCCUUCAGCACCCUGAUGUUGAAGAGGUUCCGCGAACCUGUUGGGAUCAGACGGCCGUGGAGGAUCUGGUUUUUCGACACAUCCAAACAGGCCAUCGGUGCUCUGUUCAUCCACUUUGCCAAUGUCUUCCUGUCCACACUCACCAAAGAAGACCCGUGCUCCCUGUAUCUGAUGAACUUCCUGCUUGACGCCACGCUGGGGAUGCUGGUCAUCUGGCUGGCCGUCAAGUUGGUGUCCAAGCUGGUGGAGUACAAGCAGUGGACGUUGCUUAUGUUUGGAGAAUAUGGCGACCCUCCUCAGGCAGCCGCCUGGCUGGGUCAGUGUGGCAUCUACCUGCUCAUCAUGGUGCUGGAGAAAGGUGUGAUCAGCCUGGUGCUGCUCGUCCCCGGAUGGUCCAAAUUGCAGGAGGUGUUGCUAAGCUACAUCGCUAACCCUCAGCUGGAGCUGGUGCUGGUCAUGCUCAUUGUGCCUUUCAUAGUCAAUUCCAUCAUGUUCUGGGUGGUGGACAGCCUGAUGAUGAGGAAGUACAAGACGAUGAAGAGCCUGGACGACUCCUGCGACGGCGCGGUGAAGAAGGCGGACUCGCUGCCCUGGGUGAACAGCGAGGAGUCGCGGGUCCUGCUGACGGUGGAGACGGACACGGACGAGGCUUCGGAGGGGGAAGAGGAGGAGCCCGGCGAUGAGGAGCCAGUCCCCCAUGUGCAUUACUCAGGGGGACCAGUGAGACCCAGCUGGGUGGUGGUGUAAAGCCAGGUGACGUGACCUCCUACUCGUCCACUCUUAAGAGCCUGAAUAUGGACAAAAAAAAACUAAACAAAAAAAAACUUGCAUCCUCAGAUUUAAAGGUCUAAAUAUCCGCGUCUCUGCAAGCACAAUUAAAGGUCAUAUAACCUGUGAAUGUGAACACUACAGCCUUUGCUGCCUUCUUCUGCACUGAAGGUGUGAAUAGUUAUUGUGUGCAUGUAAAAAAUCAAAUAGCAUUUUGGGAAAUUAGAAGCUGUUUGUCCUCUCACCUCGCUGCCUCCGACAUCAGAGUAACCACACCUGACGGUGUGCGGAGAGGGAGAUUACAGAGCAGCGCAGCACCCGCGGGGUGAGACGUACGGGUGGCAGUGACGGAGACUGAAAUAAAUCUCACUGGGGGACUUUUUGGAACGAUGUUGCUCCAAAGAGACUCAUUUAUCACGUAUCAUAUUCCAAAGAGGAGCAAACCAGUGAAGUAUAUCUCUAUAAAUGCUCUAAAAUUUUACUCCGUCUUAUAUAAUCACCUCAAAUCCACCUUUUUAAUUAAGGUGUAAUUAUAAUCAUUCCUGCGUGUUCUCGCUCUGGCUGCUUAUUCUCAGUGAAGACGGAUGAUCAAGUUAAAACCACGCACAUGUUGAUUCCUUGGACGAUGUCGAUAAUGUGGUUAAAUGGAAAAGUUUUUAUUCCUUUGCAACUGGCUGCUUUUAAAGAUGAUGAUAUGUGGGUGGAACGUUGUUUCACGCAAUGGCUGAAAAGUGAUUUUUAUAUUUGGAAUAUACAACAGAAUAUUAGGACCGAUGUAAAAUUAUAUUAAAGUUGUAAUUUUAUGAGGAAAAAGUUCUAAUGUUGAGAAAAAAUAAAAAUAAAGCAAUAAUUUAUGGGAAAAGAAAGAUUUUUAUGAGCUUGAUUCUCAUUUUAGCUUCUUUCUUGCCGAGAUUUAGAUGAGAGCAUCGAUAUGACUCAUGUCAGACACCUGUAGCUUGAGCCAGAUGGUUAGCUUAGCUUAGCAUAAAGGCUUUAAGCUUUGAGCAUAACUGUAGCAUAAAUCUCUAACACAUUAUAUCCUGUUUGUUUAAUAUGAACAAAAACCAAAGUGUAAAAAGGGCACAUUGUGGUUUCACAGGGGGGCAGCUAGCUGUUCCCCCCUGUAUUCAGUCUUUAUGCUAAGCUAAGCUAACUGUCUCCUGGCUGUAGCUUCACAUUGAGAUGCGAGAGUCUUGUCAAUCUCCUCAUCUAACUCUCAGCAAAAAGGAAUAAACAUAUUUUCCAAAAAUGGGAAACUGUUCCUUUUUAAAAUGACUUUAUCUGGUAAGAAUGGCCAUUUCGGUGGUAAUAUUUUCAAAAUAAAACAUCCUUUUUCUCAAAAUGUUAUGACUUUAUUCUUUUUUUUUUCAUAAAAUUAAGACUUUUUAUUUAAUGUAGCUUUAUUUUGUCAAUAUUAGAACAACAAUAAUUCUCAUAACAUUUUGACUUUUUUGUCAAACUCUCCUCUCAAAUCUCAUUUUCCCCCUUUAAUAAUGGUCCUAAUGCUCCUUUGUAGUAACGCUCUCUGUGGGAAGAUGCAGCAGCUGUUUGCAAGUUAUGGCACAUUUAUUUAUUCUGUUUAUAUUUUAUAUGUAUUUGACUUUAUAUAUUGUGGUCUGAUCUGUGGUGACAACAGUGGAAUAUAAGGUUUUUAGUGUGUAAUGUAAACGGGAGAGUUUUUCAGAUCCAUCGCCAAACUACAGUUUUGAGUUCUGAAUGAAUUGAAGUAGGUGAUUGAUGUAUGUUCCUUUUUUUAUAUAUUCAGCAAUUUAUCACCAAAACAUUUCAUUUUACCUGUUUACAUUUAUGGUUUAAAAGCCCGAUGGUUUGACAGAUUCCGUCUGUAAUGUUUUAUUUUGUAAUCCAAUGUAGCUUGUGUAUAUAUAUAUAUAUUUUUUUUUUAUGAAUGAAAUGACAAACGUGGAUGAAAUGUCACAGCACAUCCGUCAUCAGUGUCAUCAACGGGCCGUAAACUGCCACGGUGCUUCUUUACCGAAUGUAUCUCUUGAAUCUGUGCUAUGAAUAAAGAUGAUUGACACAUGAA